AUGGCAAAGCAAAUAGCAAUCAUCGGUGCUGGUGCCACUGGCAUGACCGCUUGUAAAGCCUGUUUGGAACAGGGCUUCGAUGUGGUCGUUUUCGAGAAAACCAACUACACCGGCGGACUUUGGCGCUAUCAAGAAAAUUUGGAUGAAAACGGGACCGCCUCGGUGAUGCGCUCGACUAUCAUUAACAGCUCGAAGGAAAUGUCUGCCUUUUCCGACUUUCCACCGCCGCCUGAGUUUCCCAACUACAUGCACAACACUAAAAUGGUUGCGUACUUUGACAUGUACGCUGAAAAGUUCAACUUUAAAAAGUAUGUUCAGUUUCGCCAUGAAGUUAUCAGCGUUGUACAAGCGCCCGACUUUGAAGAGACUGGUCGCUGGGUAGUUCGCACGCGCAACCUCGACACGAACGAAGUGAAGGACCAGACCUUUGAUGGUGUUCAAGUUUGCAGCGGUCACCACGGCACUGUAAAUCAGCCCAAGCUUAAGGGCGAAGAAAAGUUCAAGGGCACCAUCUACCACACACACUCGCUGAAGAACGCCAAGGGAUUUGAGGACAAAAAUGUCGUCGUCGUCGGCAUUGGCAACUCUGGAGGUGAUGCCGCAGUUGAGCUUUCAGUUGUCGCAAAACAGUUGUCGCAUUUAGCGGACUUGCUGCCAAAUGCACCACUGGAAGACUUUGUUGAGCCAAACAGGCCAGAGGAGCCUUUGGAGUUGGCUGAUGAAGAGCCUUUCACCGAGGAGCCCCAA
Messenger RNA from Rhagoletis zephyria (snowberry fruit fly), 747 nucleotides. The record is from RefSeq and is a predicted model, not a curated record. NCBI's taxonomy places the organism in Eukaryota, Metazoa, Arthropoda, Insecta, Diptera, Tephritidae.